This is a messenger RNA of Microthlaspi erraticum, 1044 nucleotides long. Lineage: Eukaryota; Viridiplantae; Streptophyta; Magnoliopsida; Brassicales; Brassicaceae. The record is from the annotation of a GenBank genome assembly.
AUGAUGGAAGUGGAAGGAUCGAGCUCUCCGAUGAUGAAUCAUGCUGCUGAUCAAUCACCCUUCUUACGCUCGAGACGAUCCAAAGCUCUGUAUCAGUUUAAGCAGCAAAAACUCCCAGCUUGUAAGCCAGUCUUAACACCAAAAUCGGUUAUAUCAGUGUUUCUAUUGAUGGGUUUUGUUUUCAUUCCCAUUGGCUUCAUUACUCUCCGUGCUUCUCAUCAUGCUAUUGAAAUUAUAGACCGGUAUGACGCUGAGUGCAUUCCUGAAGAAUAUAAAAGCAACAAACUUUCUUACAUCACAGAUUCAUCGAUCCCAAAGAACUGUACUCGUUACUUGAAGGUGGAGAAGUAUAUGAAAGCUCCCAUCUUUAUUUACUACCAGCUUGAUAACUACUAUCAAAACCACCGGCGAUAUGUAAAGAGUAGAAGUGAUCAACAGUUGUUACAUGGGAUGGAGUAUAGCCACACAAGUUCUUGUGAGCCAGAGGAGUUAUCUAAUGGUCUCCCGAUUGUUCCUUGUGGAUUAGUAGCUUGGAGUAUGUUCAAUGAUACAUUUACUUUCGCUCGUAAAAGCACAAACUUGAAGGUGAGCCGGGACAACAUUGCGUGGAAGAGUGACCGCGAGCACAAGUUUGGGAAGAAUGUGUAUCCUUUCAACUUCCAGAACGGAACUUUGAUUGGUGGUGCAAAGUUGGAUCCAAAAGUCCCCCUUAGUGACCAAGAGGACUUUAUCGUGUGGAUGCGAGCAUCUGCUCUGCUAAGUUUCCGGAAACUAUACGGAAGAAUCGAAGAGGACUUGGAGCCAGGAAACGUUCUUGUGGUGAAUCUGAUGAACAAUUACAACACUUACAGCUUUAGCGGGCAGAAGAAGCUUAUUCUAUCCACAUCAAAUUGGUUAGGAGGAAGAAAUGAUUUCCUCGGCAUCUCCUAUCUCGUUGUUGGUUCCUCUUCCAUAAUCAUAUCAAUCAUCUUCUUGUUGCUCCAUUUGAAAAACCCCAGGCCUUAUGGGGACAAUUCUUGGAACAAGAAAAGCCUUUCGAGCUGA